CUAUAAGUGCGAUCAACAAUGUGAUGAACUGACAACAUGUACUAAUGCUGACUCAAAGCUUACCUAACGUCUGACAUCAUUGAAUGAUAUACAAUAUAAUCAGUCAUAUGAUAAAACAUAUGGCUUCAUCGCGUGACCUCUUGUGGUGAUGUGGUUCAUUUGUCAUUAUCUUGAGUCGUUGCAUUUCGACGAAAUAAACUGGUUCUGUUAGGGUGGUUGCAAAAAUUAACCUCAUUGGAGCUUAACAGUCAGAGGAUAGCCGGAGUGUUGAAAUGGACACUGUUAACAAUGCAACUUCAAGAUAUGGCCCAUCAACAUUUACACAAAGCCAAGAAGAAGGAUAUGGUUCGAUAUCUAAUAUUGGUAAUGAUCAUGCAGGGGGUAUCAAUGAAGAACAUAAAACAUCUUACUUUGAAUCAAAGAUAUCUAUUCCUCGUAAUGAUGAUAGCAAUUAUGGUUUUACUUUCAAAAAAUUAUGGGCAUUCACUGGUCCUGGUUUUCUCAUGAGCAUUGCUUAUCUUGAUCCAGGAAAUAUUGAAUCAGACCUUCAGUCCGGAACUACAGCAAAUUAUAAGUUGCUCUGGGUUCUCAUGUUGUCAACAUUUAUUGGAUUUUUAAUGCAGAGGUUAUCAGCUCGACUUGGUACCGUUACUGGGCAACAUUUAGCCGAAAUAUGUUAUGACAAAUAUCCUCGCAUACCUAGAAUCAUCUUGUGGAUAAUGGUUGAGAUUGCCAUUAUUGGUAGCGAUAUGCAGGAAGUCAUAGGGACCUCCAUCGCUUUUUAUCUUCUUUCUAAUGGAAAAAUUCCUCUGUAUGGUGGCGUACUGAUUACAAUUUUAGAUACAUUCGUGUUUCUUUUUUUGGAUAAAUAUGGCUUACGAAAGCUAGAGCUUUUCUUUUGUUGCUUAAUUACAAUAAUGGCUGUCACAUUUGGAUAUGAGAGUGCUAUUGUUCAACCAGAUGGGGUGGGAAUAGUGAAAGGUCUUGUUAUUCCCUGGUGUAAAGAUUGUUCAGCAAAAGCAAGAAGUCAAGCUGUUGGCAUUGUUGGAGCUGUGAUUAUGCCACAUAAUUUUUAUUUACAUUCAGCUUUAGUCAAGUCACGAAAGAUAGAAAGAAGUAAACAUCAAGAAAUUAAAGAAGCAAAUAUGUUUUAUACAAUAGAAUCUGGAAUUGCAUUGUUCGUGUCUUUUUUGAUCAACUUAUGUGUCGUUGCUGUCUUUGCAAAGGGAUUUUACGGCAAGACCGAUUUAGAAUUGAAAAUCCUUUGUGAAAACAAGAAACCGAAUAUUCCUUACGACAAUGUUUUUCAUAAUGAUAAUAAAUCAGUUGACGGAGAUCUCUACAAAGGCGGAAUAUAUCUUGGUUGUGAAUAUGGUGCAGCAGCGAUGUAUAUAUGGGCCAUUGGCAUUCUUGCUGCUGGACAAAGCUCCACUAUGACUGGCACAUAUGCUGGACAGUUUGCCAUGGAGGGUUUCCUUAAAUUAUCGUGGACUCGUUGGAAACGAGUUCUUUUUACACGAUCAAUUGCUAUUGGACCGACACUUGCCGUUGCUGGCUUUCUGGGAAUUGAAAAUCUUACGGGAAUGAAUGAUGCUUUAAAUAUAUUACAAAGCUUGCAGCUUCCAUUUGCCUUGUUGCCAAUUUUGUAUUUUACAAACAAAGUAGAAAUCAUGGGAAGUUUUGUGAAUGGAAGAUUGAUGAAAGUAUUUUCUUGGGUCAUCUCUAUUAUUAUCUUAGGAAUAAAUUUUUAUUUCGUUGGUGAUACUAUAGCAAGUUUGCCAAAGAAUGUCGGUUUGCUGCUUUUUGUAUCAUUUUUGGUUGUUCUGUAUUGUGGGUUUGUGUUUUUGUUGUUCUACUAUGCCUUGGAAUUUAAAUUUCUUGACAAAAUUAAAUGUUUACAGAGACGUCCUUUGAAUUACGAGCAACAUACAGCAGAUAAUGAUUUCUUGCCACAAGAAUAGGUCUCUAUUUAACGUACAAAACAUCACCGCACAUGUAUCUCAAGAUUUUUUAAGUUGUAACAAUGCAUACUGUGUUCUUUAACUUGCAUCAUAUUAUCCUGGAAUAUGGGUGGAUGAAAAUUUACAAUAGAAUGAGCUGUAGUAUCCUAUAAACUAUCAGAUACAACUCAUGAAUACAAAUUACCAUUUGUUAACACAUGCAUACAGGUUAGAAAGUUUAUUUUAUCAAAGCAAAGAAAUUUUCUAAUUUAAAAUGCAAUACGUAUAAUUUGAAGAAGCUGUUUAAUCAUACUAAUAAAUUCAUUACGACUGUUUGUGAUAUA
Xenia sp. Carnegie-2017 is the source of this 2284-nucleotide messenger RNA. RefSeq names its product natural resistance-associated macrophage protein 2-like. Lineage: Eukaryota; Metazoa; Cnidaria; Anthozoa; Malacalcyonacea; Xeniidae. Gene Ontology annotation, molecular function: manganese ion transmembrane transporter activity; iron ion transmembrane transporter activity; cadmium ion transmembrane transporter activity. Gene Ontology annotation, biological process: metal ion transport. The record is from RefSeq and is a predicted model, not a curated record. The transcript has 24 exons. Gene Ontology annotation, cellular component: membrane. Bases 273 to 1961 code for a protein of 562 amino acids.